Xiphias gladius (swordfish) is the source of this 4336-nucleotide messenger RNA. Its product is annotated as membrane-associated phosphatidylinositol transfer protein 2-like. Gene Ontology annotation, cellular component: cytoplasm. The record is from RefSeq and is a predicted model, not a curated record. Gene Ontology annotation, biological process: phospholipid transport. Gene Ontology annotation, molecular function: phosphatidylcholine intramembrane carrier activity; metal ion binding; phosphatidylinositol binding. NCBI's taxonomy places the organism in Eukaryota, Metazoa, Chordata, Actinopteri, Istiophoriformes, Xiphiidae. The coding region runs from base 1 to 4320 and encodes 1439 amino acids. The transcript is spliced from 26 exons.
AUGCUGAUCAAGGAGUAUCGUAUCCCCAUGCCGAUGAGCGUGGAGGAGUACCGCAUCGCUCAGCUCUACAUGAUCCAGAAAAAGAGCAGGGAGGAGAGUUGCGGCGAAGGCAGCGGCGUGGAGAUCCUCGAGAACAAGCCUUACAAGGACGGCCCCGGAGGCUCGGGCCAGUACACGCACAAGGUCUAUCACAUCGGGAAACACAUCCCGAGCUGGUUCUGUGCCAUUCUGCCGCAAGCUGCCCUGCGAGUGGAGGAGGAGUCCUGGAACGCCUACCCCUAUACACGAACCCGGUACACCUGUCCCUUUGUAGAGAAAUUCUCUAUAGACAUCGAGACGUAUUAUAAACCAGACACUGGAAAUCAAGCGGAUGUCUUCAAUCUGUCCUCCGCCGAAAAGAGACAGAGGACAGUCGACCCCAUAGACAUCGUAAAGGACUACAUGGCUCCUCACGAGUACCUGGUGGAAGAAGACCCAAAGCUGUAUCAGUCUGUCAAGACCAAACGGGGUCCACUGUCAGAGGACUGGAUCGAGGAGAUCAACCAGAAUCCUGGUCAGAACCCCGUCAUGUGUGCCUACAAGCUCUGCAAAGUGGAGUUCAGAUACUGGGGCAUGCAGUCCAAGAUUGAACGCUUCAUACAUGAUGUGGGUCUGCGUAAAGUGAUGGUCCGUGCCCACCGGCAGGCGUGGUGCUGGCAGGACGAGUGGUACGGCCUGACCAUCGAGGACAUCAGGCAGCUGGAGCUGGAGACCCAGCUGGCGCUGGCUAAGAAGAUGGCCCAGUACAGCCUCAGCGAGGAGGGGGGAGCGGAGACCAACGGCUCCUCCGUCGGCCAGGACCAGGAGCCGGGAGCCGAGGCGGCGGGAUCCAACACGGAGGAGGAAGGGGGAGCGGCGGGAAAGCUGGGAGAUUCGCUGGAGACACGAGGGGAGCUCACCAAGCAGUGGUCCACAUCCUCUAGAUCCUCCAACCGGUCAUCUAAGAGAGGAGGUAGCCCAUCUCACCAGAGCCUCUCGGAGUGGAGGAUGCAGAGCAUCGCCCGGGACUCGGAGGACAGCACAGACGACGAGUUCUUUGAUGCUCAUGAGGACUUCUCCGACAACGAGGACAUGUUUGCCAAGGAGAUCACCAAGUGGAGCUCCAAUGAUCUGAUGGACAAGAUAGAAAGAAUCGAGGUGGAUGAAGCACAAGAAACUUUGUACCAGGAGUCGGGCGGGGAGUACGCCGUGAUGAGUAACGAGGAGACGCAGAUGGAGGACUGUUCGUCUCAGCAGUGUCUCCAGCCGUCCAAAAUUCACGUCCUCAUUCUGGUCCUGCAUGGAGGGAACAUUCUGGACACUGGCUCCGGUGAACAGAACAACAAGCAGGGAGAUUUAAACACGCUGAGUGGGGCUUUUGAGACCGUGAUGAGGGUCCAUUACCCUGCAGCGCUGGGACGCAUCGCCAUCCGGAUGGUCCCCUGCCCUGCUGUGUGUGUCGACGCAUUCUCGCUGGUCUCCAACCUGAGCCCCUACAGCUACGACGAGAGCUGCCUGUCCAGCAGUCAGGACCACAUCCCGCUGGCUGCGCUGCCUCUUUUGGCCACCUCUGCACCGCAGUAUCAAGACGCUGUCGCAACCGUCAUCUUACGAGCCAAUCAGGUGUAUAGUGACUUCAUCAAGUCUUUAGAAGGAGCGUCUUUUAAUGGCCAGGUGUGUGUCAUCGGGGACUGUGUUGGGGGUAUCCUGGGAUUUGACGCUCUGUGCAGCAGCUCUGUGACGGUGUCAGAAAGCCAAAACAGCAGCAGACGGGGCAGCACCAUCAGUGUGCAGGACACAGACCUUCUCUCUCCAGGUAUUGUCAUAAACAGCAUCUCUCCGUCCUCACCCUCCCUCGAAGGAAGCCGGCAUCUCAGCCGCAGCAACAUCGACAUCCCUCGCUGCUCGGGGCCCGACGACCCCAAGAAACAACUUCCGCGCAAGCGUAGCGACUCCUCAACGUACGAGCUGGACACCAUCAAACACCACCAAGCCUUCCUGUCCAGUCUUCACUCCAGCGUGCUGCACGGGGAGCCCGGGUCACGGCGCUCCAGCAACAGCACUAUGUUGGAGGGAGGCUCCCUGGGAAAGUUCGACUUCGAGGUGACUGACUUCUUCCUCUUCGGCUCUCCUCUGGGGUUGGUGCUUGCACUGAGGAAGACUGUGGUGCCCGCGUUAGAUGUGUCGGCUUUGCGUCCAGCCUGUCAGCAGCUUUACAACCUGUUCCAUCCAGCCGACCCCUCGGCCUCGCGCCUCGAGCCUCUCCUGGACAAGAGGUUCCACCUGCUGCCUCCCUUUAGCGUCCCCCGCUAUCAGCGCUUUCCUCUGGGUGAUGGACACUCAGCUCUCUUGGUUGAGACUGUGCAGAGUAACCCUCAGCUUCUGAUGGAGUCUAGUGGUGCAGCGCCCCAACGCUGCCAGGAAAGCACCGUCAAUGAGACCUCCAUCCCUGUGCCCGUCCUCAACUGGCAGGCCUCGCAGCUCCACACGGAGACGGAUGCUCUUCACUCACAUAUUUUCGUCGACGGCCAGUAUCCAUCGUCCACAUCACCAGGGGUCCCUCACCUUCGCUGCAACCGCAGGGCCAGCGAGGCCAGCAUAGCCAGCCAGGUGUCAGGCUUAGCCGACUCUUACACCGCCUCCAACAUCGCCACGACACACGUGGCGAGCCACACUAAAAGGCCCAGUCUGCUGUCCCACCUGGCUCUGCCCUACAAUAAAUUUGCCACUCGGAACCCUUCCCCUCGGUUGCGCAAGAAAGUCAGGAAAGUCCGUCAGGUGUUCCCGAGAGACAACGGUGUGGAGUCGGAGCAGAGGUCGGACAUUAGCUCUGACAUGUCCUCUGACAUUACCUCUGACCUCACGGAUGUCACGUCCGACAUCACCGACAUCAGCUCGCCACCCCCGUCACCCAGGGUGCUGAAGAACAUAGGACAAGUUGCCUCUCGGUGGUGGGGCAGUAAGAGGAUGGACUACGCCCUGUACUGUCCUGACGCCCUGACAGCAUUUCCAACAGUGGCUCUGCCUCAUCUGUUCCACGCCUCCUACUGGGAGUCUACAGACGUCGUUUCCUUCCUACUGAGACAGGUGAUGAGACACGAGAACUCCAGUAUUUUGGAGCUGGAUGGUAAAGAAGUGUCCGAAUUCACUCCAUCCAAACCUCGUGAGAAGUGGCUCCGCAAGAGGACUCAUGUUAAAAUUAGAAACGUGACAGCGAACCAUCGUGUAAAUGACGCUGUGUUCACGGAGGACGGAGCCCAGAUGGUGACGGGACGUUUCAUGUACGGCCCUCUGGACAUGGUUACCCUCACUGGAGAGAAGAUUGACAUCCACAUCAUGACCCAGCCUCCUUCUGGAGAGUGGGUGUACUUUGACACGGAGCUCACCAACAGCAGUGGCCGUGUCUCUUAUAUGAUCCCCGAGAGCAAACGGCUCGGUAUCGGUGUGUAUCCUGUCAAAAUGGUGGUCAGGGGCGACCACACGUUUGCAGACAGCUAUCUUACUAUUUUACCACGGGGAACAGAGUUUGUUGUAUUCAGUAUUGACGGGUCAUUUGCUGCCAGCGUGUCAAUCAUGGGCAGCGACCCAAAAGUUCGAGCUGGAGCUGUGGAUGUGGUCAGGUACUGGCAGGACUUGGGCUAUUUGAUAGUGUAUGUAACGGGUCGGCCUGACAUGCAGAAGCAGCGCGUGGUGGCCUGGCUCUCUCAGCAUAACUUUCCUCACGGCAUCGUCUCCUUCUGCGACGGGCUGGUGCACGACCCGCUCCGACACAAGGCCAACUUCCUCAAAUCCCUCAUCAACGAGGCCCACAUGAGGAUCUUUGCAGCGUACGGCUCCACCAAGGACAUCUCAGUGUACACGUCUAUCGGCCUGCCUCCGUUCCAUAUCUACAUUGUGGGAAGGCCCACAAAGAGAAUGCAGCACCAGUGUCAGUUCAUCUCGGACGGCUACGCUUCCCACCUGUCCCAGCUGGAGUACAACCAGAGGUCUCGUCCUGCCAAGUCCGCCAGCAACCGCAUGGUCCUCCGCAAGGGCAGCUUUGGCCUGGGUGCGGCCGGAGGAGAUUUCCUCCGCAAACGCAACCACAUCUUUCGCACCAUCUCCUCUCAGCAGCCCGCCGGAGCGGGGUCCCCCUCCCCCGGCCAGCCGGGCCGGACUGAGCGCACGCAGAGCCAGUGCGAGAUGGAGCGGGAACGGGGGGUCGCGCCAGCAACCCAGAGGAGUAUGAGUAUAGCUGCGGGGUGCUGGGGCCGCAGCGGGAGCACCAAGGAGGGCAGCGGGGGGCUACUCGGCCCUAAAUAAUUCAGAAAGGGGCUAU